Drosophila willistoni is the source of this 678-nucleotide messenger RNA. Its product is annotated as xylulose kinase-like. Bases 1 to 678 code for a protein of 225 amino acids. Gene Ontology annotation, biological process: xylulose metabolic process. Gene Ontology annotation, molecular function: D-xylulokinase activity. The record is from RefSeq and is a predicted model, not a curated record. Lineage: Eukaryota; Metazoa; Arthropoda; Insecta; Diptera; Drosophilidae. Gene Ontology annotation, cellular component: cytosol. The transcript is spliced from 2 exons.
AUGUGCCAUAGACGCAGACCGGACUACAAUGGCAAUUGCUAUCUGGGCAUUGACUUGGGGGAGCAAUAUUUCUCCGCUGUCGUGUUGGAUGCGAAAAUGCAAGUGAAAUUCUCAGCUCGAGUCAACUAUGACACGGAUUUGCCUGAAUAUAAUACACAGAGAGGUAUCAUUCAAGGUUCUUCAAUCGAUGAGUUCUUCGCCAAUCCAGUGAUGUGGGUAAAGGCCUUGGAUAUAUUGCUUAAUUGUCUCAGUACACAGGGUGCCGAUCUUCAUUCGAUAGCUGCAAUUGGGGGAUCAGCGCAACAGCAUGGCUCUGUCUUCUGGUCGGACUUGGGUUUUCGACGCUUGUGUGGCAUUAAUCCCAUCCUACGUUUACAUGAACAGUUGACAGACACGUGUUUUGAGCUGAACCCAACUCCAGUGGGGGCUGACAACUCGGCGACCCGGGAGUGCUUUCAAAUGCAGAAAGAUGUGGGUGGGCAGAACGAAAUGAAAAGUAUAACGGGCUCGAAGGCGUAUCCCAGCUUUGUGGGUCCACAAAUACGUAAAGUUUUCGAAACGUGCACCGAGCACUACGAACGGACGACGCGUGUGGCACAAGCCUAUUGGAUUUGCAUAGUAAAACGUGGUCGGAAAAGUGUCUUAAUGCAUGUGCUCCGAAUCUGGCACAACGUCUGA